UCUCUGUAAAGCUGCUUUGUGACAAAGCUCCUUUGUUAAAAUCGCUAUUCAAAUAAAAAUUGAAUUGAAUUGAAUUGAAAAUUGAUGACAGAUUUUAAAAGCACUUUCUUGCUGUAACGGAGCCAUUUGCAUUUUUGGAGUAGUCAACUUUCUCAUGGGAAUGACUGAGCUUUGCAGCGUCAUAACAUGAAAAUGUGUAUCUGUUACCUCACACUGAUAUUCUAACUAGCCGUAUGGCGAUAAACCUUUUCUGUUCAUGUGGAGAAGAGACUAUAAAUAAAUAAAUAAAUAAGGAUGCAUGAAGCUUAUGGAAAUUCCAGAGCAGCUGAAGCCAUAGGCCUUUGUAAAAUUUUACAUUGACAAGAGAAAUUGUAUUCCAUUCAUUUAAGAUAAACUGACUAUAGUCGGUCUAAACUGUGUUUUUCUCAGAAACAGAAUCGUGGUGGGACAAGUACCUGACGCUGGAACAUGGCACCACUUUUGCUGCCGGAGCAGGCCUCUCUGCAAUCGUUUGCUCCGCCUGUUGCUGUGUGAUUGGAUUGUGCUCACGGUACAGUAUGAAUGGAGCAGUAGUAGUUCGUUUCAGUUCACAGAGCACAGAGUGACCAAAGGCAUCAUUUCAAAUGUUACGUUACGGUAGGAAUGUCAAAAUGUUUUUUUCGGACCGAAGAGCCGUUUUUUAACAGACCAUGUGUUUCGCCAUAGACGGAAACGACGAGAACGGAGAGACGAAGAUAAGGAGUACCCUGGAGCUGCCCUGACCAUGGUGGCAAGCGUCGACCGACAGCGGAGCGGCUCAGCGGGAUUGGCCGAGGACGAGCAGGCGCCGCUGCGCGCCGGCGGAGAGCAGGGGGAGGGCGGGGCGGCGGGCGGGGCGAACGCAGACGUGGACUACGCCACCAUCGACGUCUCCCAGCUGAAGAAGAGAGAGGCGGCGGACGAGCCGGGGCCCGGCGCCGACACGGACUACGCGGAGAUCCGGAAGGAGAGGAAGGGGGGCGGAGACCGCGGAGAGGGAGAGGGAGAGGGGGAGGGGGGCGAAGAGGCGGCGGCGGCAGCGGCGGGAGAGGAGGGGGCCGCUGAAAAUUUGGGGGCUGUGCAGCAGGAGUGCGCUGACGCUGGGGAGCAAGGCUGAAGAUCAGAGAGGGCUCCUGUUCACAGAUGGAUAACGGCGUGAACUUCGGUCUAAACCCACAUGAGAAUAAUGUUCAGUUUUAAAGGGGCAGUUCACCCGAAAAUGAAAGAAAGCUACGUUUCAUCUUACCAGGACUGCUAUCUAUCCAUCCAGAUAGUUUUUCUGAGAUUUUAUGUGAUGUGUUAAACUUUCUCUCUCUUCCCCACUUAUUCAAAGCACUGUGCUUAUUAUGCAUUUAUGAUGAAGAAAGUUUAUUUUUCAAAGUUUUUCUGACCCAAGUUAAUUGUACUUUUUGGACUGAAAGGACCUUUUACUGUCUUGCAAAGAAAACUGGGGGAGAACAUGUCUUAAACACAACUGCAUUCCUUUUGCAGUCUUUUUGAAGUUAUAUAAUAUAAGGGUAUAUAAAAUAAGGGCAGGACUAAAUGAGGUAUGUGUUUUUUUAUUUUAUUUUUGCUGUAAAAUUAAGGAAAGAACAAACAAAAAUAGACUUCUGUUCCAUAGCAAUUUGAAUUAUGUACAGUAAAAAGUGUUACUCUAACAGGAUUUAUGUUGUCAAAAAGGGAUAAAAUGUAUUUGCUGGUUUGGCAUUGAACAUUUGUUUAACUGUACAGGUGUGGAUUUACUGUUAAAAAAUAAUCAAAUUCUGAUUAACUGUCUAGGUUCAUAUUAGAAGGUUUCUUUAAAGUAAAAAAAAAUGUUUUUAGUUUAAUCGAUGACCGUUAUUGUGCUCACGUAUUCAAUUAGUUUUUUUACGAUUGCUUUGACUCAUUUUGCACCAGAGUUUCAAUGUGCAAAACUCUUAACACAGAGUGCUGUACUGUUCAUUUUGGGUUCAAAAUGUAAUAUAGCAUGCAAAAUAAAAAUACCAGUGUCAGUGUACUU
Anguilla anguilla (European eel) is the source of this 2020-nucleotide messenger RNA. RefSeq names its product circumsporozoite protein-like. The coding region runs from base 764 to 1135 and encodes 123 amino acids. Lineage: Eukaryota; Metazoa; Chordata; Actinopteri; Anguilliformes; Anguillidae. The record is from RefSeq and is a predicted model, not a curated record. The transcript is spliced from 3 exons.